AUGAACGAAGAGGAGACGCUCAUGAAUAUCUACAAGAAGAUCGAGCGCGAGAAGGCUCUGAUCAAUGCCGCCAACUUGAUGCGACAGCAAACUAACAAUGAAGCUGUUCGCUCCAAGCUCGACACCCAGAUGCGGGAUGGCAGGAGGAAUCUUGAGUUCUUCGAGGAGAAGCUGCGCGAGCUCCAGAUGCGCCGCAUGGGUCAGGGCGUCGAGAACAUGAGCCUGGGUUCUUCAGGCGGCGGCCCGUCUACCCCUCGCCCACAUAGCGCAGACAUGAGAAACGACCAGGACGGCCCGCCAACGCCUCCGCCGAAGGAUGCAUCGUCGUGGGGAGGGGACCGCUCGUCGUACGGCUCCGUGCAGUAUAGCCAGAUCGGCCAGCAUGGCGACAUGAUGCCCCCUCGCCAUCCGUACGCGGCGCCGGCGCCCUCAACUGGUGUCCCCAAGGCCAGACCCAACUUCACGAAACUGGACCUCAUUAAAUACGACACCCCCUAUCUUGGUCCCCGAAUCCAGCUCAUGCUGUCCCAGAUUCAGUUCAAGCUCAAUGUUGAGGAACAAUAUCUGAAGGGAAUCGAAAAGAUGGUCCAGCUGUACCAGAUGGAGGGUGACAAGAAGAGCCGAGCAGAUGCUGCUGCUAGACGUGUCGAGAGCAAGCAAAAGAUCAUACUGUUGAAGCAGGCACUCAAGAGAUAUGAAGAACUUCAUAUCGACAGUGAUCAGGCAGAUUCUCCGGAUGAUGAUAGUAUCAACAUGCCGAAUCUGCGUAAACCACUGACUGGACAGUUAGCGAUCAGAGUAGUUGCCGUCAAGGACGUCGAUCACGCACCCGCCGGCAGGUUCAGCCGUGGCCCUGAGACUUUCGUUGCGGUGAAGGUGGAAGACAACGUAGUUGCACGGACAAGAGCUUCUCGUACGGAUAGAUGGGAUGCCGAAUACCACACCAUCGACGUUGACAAGGCCAACGAGAUCGAGCUUACCGUCUACGAUAAGCCGGGAGAACACGCAGUACCUAUCGGCAUGCUCUGGGUUAGAAUAUCUGACAUUGCGGAAGAGCUGCGUAGAAAGAGGAUCGAGGCGGAGAUUAACACUUCAGGAUGGGUGUCGGCCGAUAGGAUGGUCAACCCCAGGGGUCCUCCUCCGCCGCAGUUUCCAAUGAGCCCCCAGCAACAGCAACAACCACAGUUCGGACCGCCGCCUACAUCUCCUGGAUACCAAAAUGCGAAUCCCAUGUACCAACAGCCCCAGCCACAGCCCCAGGUUGCCUCGCAACCUAUUGAUGGCUGGUUUAACCUCGAGCCAACAGGUCAGAUCCAGCUGAGUUUGAACUUCGUGAAGCAGGCCAAAGACCGUCGACCAUUCGACCUUGGUCUCAACCGAAAGGGCGCUAUCCGUCAGCGCAAAGAGGAGGUUCACGAGAUGUACGGCCACAAGUUUGUUCAACGGCAGUUCUACAACAUCAUGCGUUGCGCGCUAUGCGGCGACUUCCUCAAGUACUCAGCGGGCAUGCAAUGCGAGGACUGCAAGUACACUUGCCAUACAAAGUGUUAUACUAGUGUUGUCACGAAAUGUAUCAGCAAGUCAAACGCAGAAACCGACCCCGACGAAGAGAAGAUCAACCAUCGUAUCCCCCAUAGGUUUCAGCCUUUCUCGAAUCUCACAGCAAAUUGGUGCUGUCACUGUGGUUAUCUACUUCCUUUUGGAAAGAAGAACUGCAGAAAGUGCACAGAAUGUGGUCUUACAGCACAUGCUGGAUGCGUGCACUUGGUACCGGAUUUCUGCGGUAUGUCGAUGGCUGUUGCAAACCAGAUUCUCGAAGGUAUUCGAUCGCAAAAGCUACGGGCAAAGGAGAAGCCAUCAUCGCUUAGCGAACGGACCCUUCGCCAAGGCAAGAUGAGCCCGACAGUCUCUCAAGCCUCAACGCUCUACGGAAGUUCGAGCCAGCUCUCAUCAUAUGCGCCAUCGACUGCAUCUGCCGAGGCGACAGAGGCGGCUAAAGCAAUCUCGGCUGCCGCCGCCGCCGCUGCAUCAGCUGCCAUGUCCGGCACAAUGGCUUCGCAGGGUUCCAAGACUUCUGGCGCACCACAAAUAGGGGCCAUCCCUGACUAUGGUGGACGUUUUGGAGGAGGAAUGUACCCUGACCAGCAGCCUGAAGAUCCAUAUGGUGCUCAACAAUACGGCAAUUCCCAGCAACGCAAAUACAAUCCGGCUGACUAUGCCAACGUGAAUGCCUACCCUACCCAGCAACAAAUACAGCAACAACGGCCAGCUCAAGCCCAACCAGUGCAGCAGCAACAGCAACCAUAUCAGCAACCCGUCCCUCAGCAGAAGCCCCAAGCACUUGAUCAACAACUCGCGGCCUCGCCUACAACUCCCACAGGCGUCUCAUCACCACAAAAGAAGCCUCUACCGUCCGCCACUGAUCCUGGCACUGGUCAACGUAUUGGUCUCGAUCACUUCAACUUCCUCGCUGUUCUCGGAAAGGGUAACUUCGGAAAGGUCAUGCUCGCUGAGACCAAGAGAUCACGCCAGCUUUACGCCAUCAAGGUGCUGAAGAAGGAGUUCAUCAUUGAGAACGAUGAAGUCGAGAGCAUUCGCUCGGAAAAGAGAGUGUUCUUGAUUGCCAACCGGGAACGACACCCCUUCCUGACGAACCUUCACGCCUGCUUCCAGACGGAAACCCGUGUCUACUUCGUCAUGGAGUAUAUCAGCGGUGGUGACCUCAUGCUUCACAUUCAGAGAGGUCAAUUUGGUACCAAACGAGCACAGUUCUACGCCGCUGAGGUCUGCCUCGCUCUCAAGUAUUUCCACGAGAACGGCGUUAUCUACCGUGAUCUGAAGCUCGACAACAUCUUGUUGACGCUUGAUGGCCAUAUCAAGAUCGCCGAUUAUGGUCUUUGCAAGGAAGACAUGUGGUAUGGUUCAACAACUAGUACCUUCUGUGGUACCCCUGAGUUUAUGGCACCAGAGAUCUUGUUGGAUAAGAAAUAUGGCCGGGCCGUUGACUGGUGGGCCUUUGGUGUGCUGAUUUACCAGAUGCUCCUGCAACAGUCACCAUUCCGAGGUGAGGACGAGGAUGAAAUCUACGACGCUAUUUUAGCGGACGAGCCGCUCUACCCGAUUCAUAUGCCCAGAGACUCGGUUUCGAUCCUACAGAAGCUGUUGACUCGGGAGCCAGAUCAGCGACUGGGAAGCGGACCGACUGACGCUCAGGAAGUGAUGAGUCAGCCGUUCUUCCGCAACAUCAACUGGGAUGAUAUUUAUCACAAGCGGGUACAGCCCCCAUUCUUGCCACAGAUCAAGAGUGCAACGGAUACAAGCAACUUCGAUUCCGAAUUUACCAGUGUUACGCCAGUCCUUACCCCAGUGCAGUCAGUUUUGUCCCAGGCUAUGCAGGAAGAGUUCCGUGGCUUCUCAUAUACUGCAGACUUUGAGUAG
Molecule: messenger RNA, 3438 nt
Organism: Phaeoacremonium minimum UCRPA7
Lineage: Eukaryota; Fungi; Ascomycota; Sordariomycetes; Togniniales; Togniniaceae
Product: putative protein kinase c protein
Exons: 8
Coding region: 1-3438 (1145 amino acids)
Biological process (GO): signal transduction; fungal-type cell wall biogenesis; protein phosphorylation
Molecular function (GO): diacylglycerol-dependent serine/threonine kinase activity; ATP binding
Source: RefSeq, a predicted model, not a curated record